Cannabis sativa is the source of this 2608-nucleotide messenger RNA. RefSeq lists its product as uncharacterized. Bases 432 to 1859 code for a protein of 475 amino acids. The record is from RefSeq and is a predicted model, not a curated record. Gene Ontology annotation, molecular function: nucleic acid binding. Lineage: Eukaryota; Viridiplantae; Streptophyta; Magnoliopsida; Rosales; Cannabaceae. The transcript has 5 exons.
GCAGAACAAUGAAAAGAUGGACACUAUCCUCCGUAAAUAGAAAUCUAGAAUAUCGAAUGGCGUGAAUAAAAGGAAAGAGUAAUACAAAGCGGGAGCCACGUGGCAAAGAAUAUCAUUAGGUUCACACGCAUCUCUCUCUCUCUAUUCCCAAUAAAACAACAAUAACAUCGUCAAACCCUAUCUCUCUUCUCUCUCUCUGGGGAUCUUGAAUCACAGUCUUUCUCUCUUCCCUAAUUCUCCAAACCCUAAUCCCUCUUUCAUCCAAAUUCACAUGAAAUUCUGGCCCCUAAUUCUCUCCAGGGUUUCACAGCACCCAAGCUCCAUUUGAUGAUUUGUUUACUGUUCCCCCUCAAACCCUAGCGACGAAAUUAUUUGGGGGCUUCUUCCUCACUUCGUAUUAUUGUUGCGUCAACAUAUUCUUUAAUCGGGCCAUGGAGGGCUCUGUGGCGAAGGAUCUCGGCGGAGCCCCCGAGUCAUGGGAGGUCGCCGAUUUGGAGGAGUCCAUGACCCGCUUGAUUCUCUCCUCCAAGAAGGACUCGUCCAGACCCACCCAUGGGACUGCCGAUGAUACUGAUGCCUCAUCUACUUCUUGUUUUUCGUCUUCGAAUUCGUCUUCGGCGGUCUCUGGUUGCCCGGGUGAGAAAGUUUCGGAGGAUGUACUCAAUCAGGUUGAUCAAUUUCUUCGCGAAGCAUUACAAAACCCUCGGGAGCGCCUGUCAAUUUUAAGGAUGGAGCAAGAUGUGGAGAAGUUUAUACGUGAUCCUACUCAGCAGCAACUAGAGUUUCAGCAGCUGCCUACUUCUUACUUACGGUUGGCUGCACACCGUGUGGCACAACAUUAUUCACUUCAGUCAAUGGUUUUGUUAGAUAAUAGCUCACCUGAUGGCUCUGGUUCCAGAAUUAUUGUUCGUAAAACAACCGAGUGUCGAGUUCCUAUAAUUCGCCUUGCUGACAUUCCUGUAAAUUUGCCAUCAGAAGAUUCAAGCAUUGUUAAGGUUGCAAUUAAGCAGAGGCCGCAGAAGGGGUCACAGAAUGGAAAUUUCGGGAAUUCAAACUCGUUAAAGUCAAACAGUGCUAAAAGUGUUGAGGAGAGGAAAGAGGAGUAUAACAGGGCUCGUGCUAGAAUAUUUUCUAGUGGUGAUCCAAGCGGUGGUGCAAGUGGGAGAUUGGAUAAUGAACUAAGGCUGCAAGAUACUCCGCAACAUGGUAACUUUGGGAUUCCAAAGAUGGAAGAAAAACCUGGGCCGGUUUUUGCUGAUGCAAGUUCUGGGCCUCCUAGUAGAGUUCUGAUUGAUCCGUUGAUAACUAGUGGUAGAACAGCUAGAAAUAGAGCAGAGAAGGAACCAAUUGGUAGGUACAAACCAAAUAAUAGGGUAGCUAUAUUUCGGGACCGAGAAAUUGACCGCAAGGAUCCUGACUAUGACAGGAACUAUGAUAGGUAUGUGCAAAGGUUUGAUCCCGGGUUUGGGUUUAAUGGAGGAUCGUACACCAUACAGCCUAUGUACACCCCUGCAAUAAACUACAAUACGGAAUUUCCUCAACUUGGUUCUACUCAUGGACCACCUCAGAUUUCUGCAGAACCUCAGGCUCAUCCUCUUCCUCAACAUCUACCUGGGCCAUGGUCUCCUGCAUCAGCUCCUGGGGGAAUUGGCUACGCUCUGCCUGAAACCAUGAUUUCACCAUUUAAUCCUAAUCAUGUUGGUGCACACUCCACAUCUGGCAUGUAUCUGCAUACCUCCCAAUAUCCUUGUCAGCGUCCUGGAGUACCUUUUAUCCAUCCUCAUGAACAUGUUCAUCAACCUUUCUCACAGUCUCAUCAACAAUACGAUGCAUGUUUUGGAUUAGCCCGGCCCCGGUGAGGGGCAGGGCCCAUGCCUGCACCCUGCCAGCUGGAAGCUGAGCUUAAAGUACUUGCUGCUGGGGGGGUUCCCAUUUCCCAACUGGCGGGAGUGCAGGCAUAGAGAACCGAGGUGGACUGGAGUGGAUUGGAUUUGUUAAUGAGAUGGAAACAUGCAAUAGUCCACUCCACCAUUCUCGGUUUUGAAGGAAGCUUCUGUCAUCCUUGAAGAAUGAUGAAGAAGUGCACUGGUUUUGGAUAAAUGAUGAAAGAAAGAGAAGAAUCUUUCCAGCGCGGGGAAGCAUGCUCCUCUCACCUAUGGUGAAGAGCCCCCAAGCCAUUUCUUUUUGGCGGUUGCUGGAAAACAUUCUUGGUGUUGGCGCGUCUUUAAUUCCAAUGAAAGCAUUCGACAGCCAACUUGCAAGACACUUGAUUGCUGUGUUGCUCUAGGAUAUGACCACUUGAUUGCUGAAAUUUAGAAGGGAAACCACAAUGCGUGUCUUAUGGCCUUUUCCACCCCAUAGAUUCUGUCAUAUCGUGUAUUAAUACUCCGUUUUAAAGAUUAAAAUAAUUGUUUUUCUUUAACAUAGAUAAUUUAUUAAAAUUUAAUUUUCCCAAUGUGUCGGUUAUUCUGAUUAGUUUGUGCUGUGUCGUUUAUAGUUUAUGUCAUCAUCAGUUGAAUUAAAGAGUAAUGCUAGAGACACUCAAAUUGCAUAAUAGAUAUGUAUUAAAUAUUAGUCAUAUAUUUAUUAUUAUGUAGAGAUUAAGUCA